Messenger RNA from Myripristis murdjan (pinecone soldierfish), 2797 nucleotides. RefSeq names its product vesicle-associated membrane protein-associated protein B/C-like. Gene Ontology annotation, cellular component: plasma membrane; endoplasmic reticulum membrane. The record is from RefSeq and is a predicted model, not a curated record. Gene Ontology annotation, molecular function: FFAT motif binding. Lineage: Eukaryota; Metazoa; Chordata; Actinopteri; Holocentriformes; Holocentridae. The transcript is spliced from 6 exons. The coding region runs from base 222 to 974 and encodes 250 amino acids. Gene Ontology annotation, biological process: endoplasmic reticulum membrane organization.
GUGCCUUCCUUCCCUUUUCUCCGUUGCUAGCGGUUAGCAUUAGCAGGCUAGCCCCCAGUCCGAGCGGCGGUUGCAUUUUGUUGAUCCUCCUCCUUCCCCGCAGCGAGCCGAGGGACGGGACUGUGUCUCCGGCUGUGUCUCCGACCUCAGUGCCCCACGACAGCGGUGGUGCGUCGCCGUCCUCGCAGUCACGACAGGAAGAAACCCCGAAGCUCUGGGACAUGGCCAGACCAGAACAAGUCCUGGUGCUAGAGCCACAACACGAACUGAAAUUCAGAGGCCCGUUUACAGAUGUUGUCACUGCCACUCUGAAGCUCAGCAACCCCACAGAUAGAAAUGUGUGUUUCAAAGUCAAGACAACUGCACCUCGUCGAUACUGUGUGCGCCCCAACAGUGGCAUCAUUGACGCUGGAACCUCCAUCAAUGUUUCCGUUAUGUUACAGCCGUUUGACUACGACCCCAAUGAAAAGAGUAAACACAAAUUCAUGGUGCAGUCCAUGGUGGCUCCAUACGACAUGACUGACAUGGAGGGAGUUUGGAAGGAGGCAAAGCCAGAGGAGCUGAUGGAUUCAAAGUUGAGAUGUACAUUUGAGAUGCCUCUAGAAAAUGACAAAACUCAUGAGAGUGAAAGCAACAAAACUGUGUCUUCCUCUACCUCUCCUGUUAAGACUGAGCACUCCGCCAUGCCGAAGUCCGCCAGCGCCUCGCUGGAUGAUGGAGAGGUGAAGAAGAUCAUGGAGGAGUGCAAGCGGCUGCAGAUGGAGGUGCAGAGGCUACGGGAAGAAAAUAAACAGAUCAGGGAGGACGAUGGGCUGCGGAAGAGAAAGAUGACACCAAUGGCCGCCUCUCAUUCUUCUUCCUCCUCCGCCAUGGCGACCUCUGCCAUGAGGGAUGAAGGCCUAAGCACCCGCGUCCUGGCUCUCUGCGUGCUCUUCUUCGUCAUCGGCGUCAUCAUCGGCAAGCUAGCCCUGUAAAGACAGACGGACAGAGCACAGUGACAGACGGAUGGCAUGCUCGGGAGGACAAAAUGAUGACGACGAUAACGACAAUGAUGGAGAUGUCUUCUGGGUUUUUUUUUUUCUGUUCUUGGGUUUGUUUGUUUUGUUUUGUUUGUUUUGUUUUUUUUAGCAUCGAAGGCAAUAUCACAAAGGUUUGUCAGAACAGUAGAGGAUGAAAAUUAUUUAAUGUGUAAAAAGAAAACAAAGGAAGGCAAUCCAAGUUAACCAUGAGUGAGAACGUUUUCGUCACAGGUCGUUGUUUUUUUUUGUUUUGUUUUGUUUUGUUUUUUUUUGUGAAAUAAUCACCAUCUCUGAUCUGUUCUUUCCGUCCAUCCAUACUUCCUUCCUCAACCAUCUUCCCCGACUUGCACAGAUGAGUUUAUGGUCUGUGGGAGUGGCUAUGCUCUGGUUGAACGUCUGAAGUCCUUCAUUGAUUCCUUAUCGACUCUCGCUCUUCACGUUACUUAAUCACAUUGCAUAAGAGGAGGCGAUCCAGUGUUCCUCUCCUGAUAUUCUCUCUUCCACUUUGAUUCUGAUAAUGCCUAAGGAGAGGGGGAAACGCGUGGGAUCAAUGAACGACUUUCUCCGUUUCAAGCUCUAUGUAUUGUCUUCUCAACAGUAUCUGGUGAAAAAUGUGAGCCAGUAGAAGCCAUGCAUUUUUUCUCCCUCCCGUGUGUGUGUGCGUGUGUGUGUUGUUCAUUUUGUCUCCUGCUGGAAGGCUGAUGCGGCUGUGUGUGAAUGUUUUAACGCGCGGAGACCACAAAACGGUGAAUCAGAAGCUGUGGAGUUUUAGUGUGAUGGAAAGAGGGGUGGUUAAAAUAAUACAAAUCCUGUCAUCCAAACAGAUUUCCUGUACACAACAGAAAAAAAUGGGGGUGUUAGUUGAAAAAAAAAAAAAAAUCCACUGAAAAUAUUGAUUAUUUCAGUCCUAGUCAGACCCAGCUGACGAGUCUUUUUUUUUUUUUUUUUUUUUUUAAUUUCAUUUCAGUGAUUUUUAUUUUUUUGGCUAUUUGUAAAAUAAGAUUCAUCACGUGGAUUUCAUGCUGCACAGUGAACUUGUUAUUAUGGAAAAGCAAACUAAGUUGCAGUUGUGUUCAAGGUAUCAGAUUUGCCCAUGCAACACUUUGAUUUCCUGACUGUUGAUGAUUUAAUUCCUCAGGUUGAGACAGAAAGAGAGUGGCAUCAGAAAAAAAUAUAUAUAUAUCUUAUCCCCCUCCCCGUCCUUAUCUUAAAUCAGUGGACUUGUUAUGCAAAACCAACUUGGACAUUUACAGUAUACCAGAGUGUAGCCGGCCAUCGUUUUGGUCGGCUUUUUCAAUUCCCGCUCUUUAAAUUCUGCCCAUGGCAUAUUUGUAGUAUUACCAUCUUCUAGUGUAUCACGGCAGUCGUUUGCCUUUUUUUUCUUCUCAUAUUAUCAUGUAGCCACGAUGCUUCUGUUGUUUGUAAUAUUCAGAUGCACUAUAUUCAAGUGUCCACUCUGCGUUCUGCAUGGAAUGACCUGGAUUUAUUAUUAUUCUCUCUCUUUUUUUGUGUGUUGAAAUUAUAUUAUCCAAAAAAAAAAAACCAAACAAACAACAAAAAAAAAAACAACAAUUACUGUCUUUUCAAAAGGGACCAUCUUGAGUCUGGUUUAUCAGUUUGUGUGGAUGUGUUUUCUUUCUUUUCAUUUAUAUUUUCUGUUUCCUUUCGGGCUUGGUGGUUGUUUGAUAACCAAAACAGUCUCGUUGUGCUAUCUCAGCUAUCAAUUGACCAACCAAGCAAACUCAGUUGUAAAAAAAAAAAAAGGAAGAAAAAAGAAA